Molecule: messenger RNA, 1947 nt
Organism: Solenopsis invicta (red fire ant)
Lineage: Eukaryota; Metazoa; Arthropoda; Insecta; Hymenoptera; Formicidae
Molecular function (GO): sequence-specific DNA binding
Source: RefSeq, a predicted model, not a curated record
AUGCCUCGCUGCAUAGUAAUAGGCUGCACCUUGGGCUACAAAAGUAACCCUGACAAAAAACACUUUUUCUGUGUUCCAAAAAACAAAGAUAUGCAACAACAGUGGCAGGCUGCUAUACGUCGAAAAGACGUGCAAUUAACGCAAAAACAUUGCGUGUGCGAAAACCACUUUCACCCAAGCAAUAUUGUAUGGCAAAACAUUCUAAAAGAUGCGGAUGGAAAUAUAAUUGGCGUGGGUGCUAAAACUCAAAUUCCGCGACUGAAGCCUGGCACUGUUCCAUCAAUUUUUCCAUGGACAGAAUUUGUCAACAUUGCCGACACACAUCCGUCGGAGAGCGCAACAUUGGUCCAAGUCUUUGCUUCUACAGCAACUGCGGAGAUAGCACCGGGUAAAAACACUUCUAUCGAUAUGUCAAUCUCCAAUGAAGUUUUUGGAGCUACAACGGAGUCAAUGAAGGCAAUCGAUCAAUCAUUGGAAAUAAUGGAUACUUCUAAGAGCGAACGGAGCGAACCCGUUAUUGAUGUACCGAAUGUACUGGAUAAGACCCGUUUAACAUUGCAGUCAAUGGAGGCAAACAAAUUUUUAGAAACAAUGGAUACUUCUGAGAGCGAACCCGUUACUAAUGUACCGAGUGUGUUGGAUAAGGCCUGCCGUUUGACACUGCAGGACAUUUUACAUAAUACUAUUCGCAUGCCGAAGGCUUGGCAGAUGGCAAAUCAAAUUUUUGAUGGAGUCUACGUCAUUGGAUUUUACAUCAGCAAUUAUUAUAAAGACUUUCGAAAUACUGUCUCUCUCCAGAUUGAAAAAGAAAUAAUUUUAUCCGAGGAUAACAAGGGCAUAAGUACAAAGAUAAAUGUUAUAGGCCAUUCUGUCGCUGCAAUUGGAUUAUUCGAGGAAUCAAUUACUGAGAUUGAGCAUCUCGAAAUCUUGCUAAGUCAAGUGGAUUCUAUGAAAAUCUGUAUCGGCUCUACUACUUCGAGGCAUGAACUGCAACAAAUAGACCACCGUUACGCUUACGAAGAUAAAUUGGGUAAGUGGCGGCAUAAUAAGUGUCUGUUGUUAUUGAGCGAUAGCAAAAAAGCAUGCAAAUAUUGCAUUCGUUUGAAAAGAACAUUGGUCAAACGUAUAUUGCGAACAAAACAAUGUGAGAAAAAGAGCCAAAAUAUUCCGGAAAAUCAGCGUACUGCAAUAAAGGAAAUUUUGCAAACAAGUCGAUGCAAAAGCUUGAAAGGAAGACGAUACUCCCAAGAAUGGAUCCUCUGCAUGUUAAUACAUAUGCGUUCUCCUCGAGGCUACAGAUUCCUACGCAACCAAAGCAUAUUGCCUUUACCUGCUAUACGAACAGUUCGAAGGUAUCUUUCUAUUAUCGAUACGAAGUGUGGAUUUGAUGAGAACUUUUUCAAAUUGUUCACCAAAUUUAUGGCCGACAAAUUAGAUCUGCAGAGGCACGGAGCGCUUCUCAUCGAUGAAAUGUCCACUCGCAAAAGUAUCAGCGUAAAGAGUACUAAUCUAACGUACAAAGGUCUUGUGGAUUUUGGUAAAGAUAAUCAUGCCACAAAUCUGAAUGAAAAAGCAGACCACGGAUUAGUUAUAAUGUUUAAACCAUUCGCUGAUGUGUAUAUUCAACCAAUCGCUGUCUUUGCUUCACGCGGACCAGUCACUGGCUACGUCUUAACACAACUUGUAGUAAAAGCAAUUUCAUUGGUAGAAAAUGCUGGAGCUAAAGUUCACGCUGUUAUUACCGAUGGUGCUUCAACAAAUCGAAAUUUUUGGGAAAAUAUAGGAGUGAGCGGAAAAAAGAAGGGACUAAAAAAUUAUUUUUUACACCCCAUGGUGAAGGACAGAAAAGUUUUUGUUUUCUCUGACACUCCACAUCUUAUUAAGACCAUUCGCAACCGGCUUGCCAAUAAUUCGCAGCUGAGAUGGAUCCCAACGGAUUAUUUAUAA